This is a messenger RNA of Anthostomella pinea, 528 nucleotides long. The record is from the annotation of a GenBank genome assembly. Lineage: Eukaryota; Fungi; Ascomycota; Sordariomycetes; Xylariales; Xylariaceae.
AUGAAGCUCACACCAUACGCAGCGUAUAUAGGGCUGGCUCUAAGGCUUCCGCAACUUACGACUGCCGUUCCAAACAUCACAGUUGAGGCACUCGGUACAUCGUGUACCGCAUAUCCCGGCUACGGCGCCGGGGCCGCAGGUCCGUUCCUCACCGUCGCCGACUCCACUGGUCAAGCUGUCGAUGGCGUUGGACUGGAUGCCCAUCUGUUUUUCGAUAAUCAUCUUGGAUGGGGCUUUGUCACCGCACCCGCGGCCGUCGUGAUGCCGGCCAGCGCGCCUUCCACGAACAUCUCGUUCCACUGCGCAAACAGCACACUACAGGCGCAAGUGAACAUGACAACGGAGGGUGGUGGGGAGCCCGUAUGGCAGGACCUGGUCAUCUCAGGCGAUCCGAACCUGCUCGGCGGUCUCGGCUUCGCGUUUCCGGAGGGCCGUUGCGCGAGUAUACCGGUCGAGCCGUACUGGCACUUUGUCGACGGCGAGCAGCAGCCGGGCGUCUUCCUGGGCGCGAAAGGGUCCACGACGUGA